GCUAGCUUCAGUUAUAAGCUGUGAAUUAAAAUAGAAUGGCUGCCGAGACGAACCUGGUAGAGGUACCACUAUCGUUCCCGCCGGCCGUGGCCAACAGCUCUGGCAGCUGCGUGGUGGACAUUGAUAAGACCCUCGCUGAAAACGAAAACGGCAGCGAGCCGCCGGCUUCCGGGGAGGCGGCGGCGCGACGGCAGCGAGAGAGGCACUCCAUCUACCGGGUGCCGGAGUACAUGAAGAAGAUGACCAACUCUGACGCGUACCAGCCGCAGCUGGUGUCGCUGGGGCCCUUCCACCACGGCGAACCCGCGCUGCAGCCCAUGGAGGCGCACAAGCGCCGCGCGGUGGCGCGCGUGGUGCACCGGAGUGGGAAGCCGCAGCAGGAGCUCGUCGCUGCCGUGGAGGAGAUAGCCGAGCAGCUGCGGGACGCUUACGAGAACCUAGAUGAGGAGUGGCGCGGAGAACGGUUCGUGGAGCUGAUGGUCACCGACGGCUGCUUCUUGCUAGACAUGAUCUGGACGUUUAGGCAUGAAGAGGAGGAAGAAGUUUACGGGUCCGAUGACCCUGUCUACAGCAAGCAUGGCUGCUUAUACUUGAAGGACUAUGUCAUCUCAGACAUGCUCGUGAUUGAGAACCAGCUGCCUUUGCUCCUACUGCAAAGGCUCAAGUUUGUUGCGGGUCCUGACACUUUCCCGGAUGAGGAUGGAGAUAUACACCACUGGGUGAUUCAGCUUCUUUCCUACGUCAUCACGCCUAUAACGCCUGUCGAUGACAUGGGGCUCCAUCCCCUGGACGUUCUUCAGAAAAGCAUAAGUGUUACACGUAGAAACCGCGAAGGGUCAAUGGAAGGGUCUGAUCACAUGCCUUCCGCUGCUGAGCUCCAUGACUCAGGGAUUAAUUUUGAGGUGAGCAUAGGUUCUGGAUUCGCAGGUACAGUCAGCUUCGAACGAGGCGUACUACGUGUCCCAAAGAUCGUGUUGUAUGGCAACGCCGAGCGUGCGUUCCUCAACCUGAUGGCCUUCGAACGACUGCAUCCAGGCGCCCGGAACGACGUGAAUGCAUUUGUGUGGUUUAUGGACGAGCUCAUCAACACGCCCAAGGAUGUGCGGCUGCUGAGGUCCAAGGGAAUCAUCGACAGCGGUAUGGGAAGCGACGAGGCGGCGGCGGAUCUGAUCAACAACACAAUAACAAGUGGUGCAGUGAUGGACCGAGACAACAGCCUCUACGACGUGCUAGCAGAGGUGGAUGCCUACUGCAAGAAGCCGUGGAACAGCUGGAGGGCCAACCUCAUACACACAUACUUCAGUAACCCUUGGGUAUUCAUCUCCCUAGUCGCCGCUACUACCCUCCUCAUCACCGCGCUCAUUCAGACGGUCUACAGUGUCUUGUCCUUCAACAAGAAGAGCUGAUUAAACCUUAUAGCAUCAAUAUUUGGGCUAAGAAUUAUAUAUCCCAUAUAUGAAAUUCCUGCUUGUCAAUUCAAAUUAUAAUGAACUAUGUAAUACUCAGUCUCUAUCUAUCCAUGUCUGUCCAUCCCAGAUCCUCUUCUUAUAUAUGUGUUCAUCCUCACCACUUUGCUUCUGGAAUAUCCCAAAUUGUAAAGUAUGAUAUAUUUGUAUGUUCUUGUACUAUUUGC
Molecule: messenger RNA, 1633 nt
Organism: Oryza brachyantha (malo sina)
Lineage: Eukaryota; Viridiplantae; Streptophyta; Magnoliopsida; Poales; Poaceae
Product: UPF0481 protein At3g47200-like
Exons: 2
Coding region: 36-1406 (456 amino acids)
Source: RefSeq, a predicted model, not a curated record